AUGACUACCUUUCCGUCAUGGAAAGAUCGGACGCAGAACCAGUUCGGCAAGCUCCAGAUCCAAAUGCCAUGGCGCUCCUUUCAGAUGCUCGUCCCUCAUCGGAUGCGUCGCAAGAUCCGUUCCAAGCUUCGGAGUCGCCUGUCACCGACCUCCUCUAUCUCAACGCUCCAGACCUCCUUCUCGCCCGUCGACACUCUCCGGUCGCUCCAGUCUCAUCGGUGGACGCUGUAUGACUUCCAGUAUCUGCUCCUCGUGAUCCUCGGCAUCUUCUCUUUAACGGUCAUUCAAUCUCCGGGCCCGUUGGCGAAGACCAGCAUCGCCACCUUGCUCCUGUUCUCGCUGCUUCUGCCGAUCACGCGUCAAUUCUUCCUCCCUUUCUUGCCUAUUGCCGGGUGGCUCAUCUUCUUCUAUGCCUGCCAGUUCGUCCCGAGCGACUGGCGGCCGGCCAUUUGGGUGCGGGUGUUGCCCGCCAUGGAGAACAUUCUCUACGGUGCCAACAUCAGCAACAUCCUUUCCGCCCAUCAGAAUGUGGUGCUUGAUGUUUUGGCGUGGAUCCCCUAUGGUCUUUGCCACUAUGGUGCUCCCUUCGUCGUCUCCCUAAUCCUCUUCAUUUUCGGUCCCCCGGGCACCACCCCCCUAUUCGCCCGAACUCUCGGAUAUAUCAGCAUGUUGGCGGUCACCGUGCAAUUGGUCUUCCCCUGCUCCCCUCCGUGGUACGAGAACCUGUACGGGCUUGCUCCGGCGGAUUACUCGAUGCAGGGUAACCCGGCCGGUCUGGCUCGCAUUGACAAAUUGCUCGGAAUCGACCUCUACACCUCCGGCUUCAAGCAGUCGCCCGUAGUCUUUGGCGCGUUCCCUUCGCUCCAUGCCGCCGAUUCAACCCUCGCUGCUCUGUUCAUGAGCCAUGUCUUCCCACGGCUGAAGUUUCUCUGGGUUACCUACACUCUCUGGAUGUGGUGGGCUACCAUGUAUCUGUCUCACCAUUACGCUGUGGAUCUGGUCUGCGGUGGUCUGCUCGCCACCGUGGCAUUCUACUUUGCGAAGACUCGGUUCCUGCCGCGCAUUCAGGCCGACAAGAUGUUUCGCUGGGACUACGAUUACGUUGAGAUCGGUGACGCCUCUCGUGAAUUCGGUUACGACCUCGCCAGCCUGGAAGGCGACUUCAACCUCGACAGUGAUGAGUGGACUGUGGGCUCUUCGUCUUCCGUCUCCUCUGGUUCGCUGAGCCCCGUCGAUGACCACUACACCUGGGAGAGCGAGACUCUGACCUCGAAUCACGACCUCGAGGCGGGCCGUUGA
This is a messenger RNA of Penicillium macrosclerotiorum, 1299 nucleotides long. RefSeq names its product phosphatase PAP2 family protein. Gene Ontology annotation, molecular function: inositol phosphoceramide synthase activity. NCBI's taxonomy places the organism in Eukaryota, Fungi, Ascomycota, Eurotiomycetes, Eurotiales, Aspergillaceae. Gene Ontology annotation, biological process: inositol phosphoceramide metabolic process; sphingolipid biosynthetic process. Gene Ontology annotation, cellular component: inositol phosphoceramide synthase complex. The record is from RefSeq and is a predicted model, not a curated record. The transcript is spliced from 2 exons. The coding region runs from base 1 to 1299 and encodes 432 amino acids.